Messenger RNA from Rhododendron vialii, 999 nucleotides. RefSeq names its product protein ABA DEFICIENT 4, chloroplastic-like. Lineage: Eukaryota; Viridiplantae; Streptophyta; Magnoliopsida; Ericales; Ericaceae. The transcript has 6 exons. The record is from RefSeq and is a predicted model, not a curated record. Bases 93 to 824 code for a protein of 243 amino acids.
CGAUUCCCUUAGUUAUUACUCCGUAUAUAUCUCCAGCUCAAGCGGAGGAAGAAUCUCCAUUGUUGUUCAGUUUGUUAGUUUCCUACAGAAAAAUGGCACUCUCUACUUGCUUUUCUCCUUCCCAAUCCUCACUGAAGAUAAACCGUUCAGGGGUCAUUUGUAGACUGACCUGCAACCAAAGAUUCACUUUUGCUCUCAGAUGUACCAAAGCUGAAAUUUAUGGCCAACGCGUUCCUGUAAGGGUGUCCAACGUACUCGGCAACUGGAGUUUCAUGGUUGGAUCAAGGAUUACCAUUAGACCAAACCUGCAGAGAUUCCAACCUUAUAGAGGGAGCUGUUUAGUGCGCGCUUCAUGGUUGGCAAGUUCUCAAAUUGCCAGUAGUGUGUUUACGUUGGGAACGGCAGCAGUUCUUCCAUUCUAUACCCUCAUGGUUCUGGCUCCAAAAGCUGAACUGACCAAGAAGUCUAUGGAAAGUAGUAUUCCAUACAUAGUGCUCGGACUUCUGUAUGCAUAUCUCUUGUACUUGUCUUGGACACCUGACACAUUACGGCUAAUGUUUGCGAGUAAAUAUUGGCUGCCAGAGCUGUCUGGUAUAGCGAAGAUGUUCUCCAAUGAGAUGACGUUAGCUUCUGCAUGGAUUCACUUGUUAGCUGUUGAUCUCUUUGCUGCAAGGCAGGUUUUCCACGAUGGACUGGAGAGCGAAACCGAGACCCGACAUUCAGUCUCUCUCUGCCUGCUUUUUUGUCCUGUUGGAAUCGUUUCUCAUGUGCUCACCAAAGCGCUAACCAAAAGUUCCAGAAAUUCCAAGCACAAUGUGCAUUAACAACUUGUACCAAAAAGAUGGAUCUGUAUGACAAGCAACACAUUAGGAACAGUAGGUUUUUCAUGAAGAUUAAUAUUCUACAGAUUCAUUAGAAUUUCACAAGGCACUUGUUCUAUUUGCAAGGACGUUUUCUCCAUGAUUCUUCUUCAUUAUCACAAUGGCCGACUUUUGUCUC